AGAGGUCAAGCGUUGGGCCCACGCCGUGCCGAUAAAGAUCGGAUCUGACGUGGCCGCCCACUGUACGGCCUCGGGCUGCGCACAGACUCGGCCUUACCCGAGGGAGGGCCACGAUGGCCGCCAGCGCUGCCGACGUGUUCGUGUACUCGCUGGCAACCUUCCUCGGGAAUGUCGGCGUCGCCGUCACCGGCUUCGGCAUGGCCAUUGUGUACCUGUUCGUGUGGCAGGUGGCGAGGCUGUGCGGCUGGGAGGCGGACUUCAAGCACGCGGUGUUCAUCCAGGCAAUCGGCCUGUUCGCGGCCCAGCCGCUGCUGCUGCGCCAGGCCAACAUUCGCAAGCACGGCUCCCGCAGCCUCCUGAAGCUGUUCCUUCCGGUGACGGUCCUGUCCACGCCUCUGGGCCAGUGGCUGGGAAUCUACGUCGACGAGAAGGCCGUUCAGACGGUGGGGGGGGUCAUCAUCUGCCUCUUCGCCGCCUUCGAGGUGUUCCGCAACCGCAGGCUCAUCCUCGAGGCCCUCCGCGGCGCCCCGCCUGCAGGCCCGCGCAGCGAGGACGCGGAGCGAGAGGGCCCGGACAGGGCUGCCGUCGAGGAUGACGAGGACGAGCCGACGUGGUCCACAGAGAAGGUGUUCUUCAUGAUCGGGUCGCAGAGGUCCGGGUCGAACUGGCUGCGGACGAUGAUGGACGAGCGCGAGGACAUCGCAGGCCCGCACCCGCCACACAUUUUUGACAAUUUUUUGCCUAUCCUCGGCAAGUUCGGCGACCUGGGCCUGGCGACCAACAGGGAGAUCCUCAUCGACCACGUGCUGACCUUCGUCGAGCGGAACCAGGUGCCGUGGACCGACAGGAAGGGUCGGCCUCUCACCUUCGACCGGGGUCAGGUGUUCCGCGCGGUGGAGCGGGAGGUGGAUACGGAUGCCGUGUCCGGGAUAGAGGUCCUCAUGGUCAUAUUCAACGAGGUCUACGACACCCAUGCGAGAGCCAAUUUUAAGAGAACAUGGAUGUGUAAGUCCAUGGGGAUGUCGAAGUACCACGAUACGUUGCUGAAUUUCUACGGAAAGGACCGCCUUCGUUACAUCUACUUGGUUCGCGACCCGCGCGACGUCGCCAUGUCGUUCAUGAACACUCCCGUCGGCGAUUGCCACUACCACGCGAUUGCCACCAAGUGGGUGCGGCUCCAAGAGAGUGCUCUGAAGAUUGCCGACGCCUACCCCGACAUGGUGCACCUGCUCCGCUACGAGGAGACGCUGCUGCAGGACAAGGCUGGUGCAAUGGAGCGUCUCUUCGAGUUUGUCGGCCAGGAGCACUUCGCCACGCAGCGACAGCAAAGCACAGCGUCCGUGCUGGCGAUACGGGACCUGAAAACAAAGUGUGAGGACGCCAAGAAUGGCAACGAGUCGAAAAAGGCGGCGGGGUUGUCAAAGCAAUUCUGCAACCUGACCCUGGGCGACGAAUUUGCAAAAGGCCAGUUUGCGAAGUGGCGCCACGGCACGCCGCCUAUGCCCACUUGCGACGUGAUCCUCGUCGAGAACGUGACGUGGGAUGUUAUGCAGCGCUUCGGUUACAUGCCGAGCAUCGUGUCGGUGACGCAGGACCCCGCAGCCUACUCGAAGAGUGAGCUGGAGACGUUUGAGAAGUUGAACCGGGAGGGGAUCGAAAAGAUGAAUGCUGACCUGGAGGAGGAAGACCCCGAAGACGCAAACCGCCGGAGAGCGUCGGCGUCUGUGCUCGCCUUACCGCCAGAGCUUAUCCUGAAGCAGGUGAAGAACCCGAGCUCUGCGUGCAGGCUGGAGCAGGUGGCCGCCAAUGGGCUCGCGAUCGAGAUUCCGGGGGGCCUGACCUUGCGCUGCGCGGCGUUGUCGCAGGCGGGGGACCAUCCCAUCAAGAGGGCCCCGAACCAGGACACGUUCACCCUGGCAGAGGGCCGCGUCGGCGUUGCGCAGCACUGGCUCGCCGUCUACGACGGGCACGGGCCGCUCGGCCGGGAGUGCGCCGCCUUCGCCCGCGACCACCUUUGCGACGGCGUCGCCGACCGCCUGGGGCGCGGCGCGGCCGGCCCGCUGGCGGCUGGGGCCGAGCAGGGACGUGGGCGCCGCUCUAAAGGCGGCGCACGUCGCCGUCGACGACAUGCUGCCGAGGACGAGUCCAUCAACGACCAGGAGUCCGGGACCACGGCGAUCUCCAUGUAUGUCAGCGGCGACCGCUGCUACAUCAGCAACGUCGGCGACAGUUGCUGCUUCCGCGGCCACGUGGGCCCAGGCGGUCAGCUCGCCGUGGAGCCGCUCUCGGAGGCCCAGGCCGCCAACCGACCUGACGAGGCAGACAGGAUCAGGAGCUGCGGCGGGGUGAUCGCCACUGCAAGCCAAGUGGACGGCACCGAGCCCAUGGAGCCAGGCGUCGAGCCCACCACCGAGCCCAUGGAUGAUUGGACUGGAGAUGGCCCACCACCGCGCGUGUGGGCGCCAGGGUGUCCGCAGCCAGGCUGUGCGUUCACGCGCUCCAUCGGCGAUCGUGCCGCCAAGCUCCUGGGCGUCGUUGCCGAGCCCGAGCUGAGGAGUCAUACGAUCACGAGAGCUGACAAGGUCUUCGUCCUCUGCAGCGACGGGGUUUCGCAGUACAUGACGGCACGCGAGAUUUGCAGCAUGGCCCUGCAGCACGACGACCCAGUUGCCGCGUGCGCGUCAUUGGUGGCGGAGGCCCGUCAGCGCUGGCUGAGCCGCGGGGGCCGCGUUGACGACAUCACAGCACUCGUCUGCCUCGUCCGCCCAGACAGCAAAGGCGAAAUGCAGGGCGCCCGUGCAGAGGAUGCGAUAUCGCAGCAGGAGGAGCAGAUAAGCCCGCGUGUGGCUGCCUGGGCGAUCUCCAUGGGGUUCGCGAGCGGGUUUCUAGGUGGGCUCUGCGGCAUCCGCGGGCCCCCCAUAAUCAUUUUCUUCCUGCACAUGGUGUUCCCGAAGGCCAUCCAGAAGGCGAACGGAGCUGCGAUCACUGUGGUCAACGUGUCGAUGCGCAUUCUGGGAUACGCAGUGGAUGCUGCGACAGGCAACAGCACAGCUGUGAUGGAUGAUUGGCCGCUCUACGCGUCCGUGGUGCUCAUUUCGCCCGUGGGUGUCGCCAUUGGCGGGCGACUCUUCGACCACACGAAAGACUCCCAGGCGAAUCUAAAAACCAUACUCGCGAUGUUGCUGGUGUUAUGCGGCAUCAGUCUGCUCAUCACUGCCUUUGAAUGAUCUGAUGAGGCCCCCCAGCCACACGCAGCUAGAAUUACUAUUGCAUGGAGUGCACUCAUCCGCGUCGCCACGCGGCCAAGAGCUUGUUGGAGACGUGCAUCCCCGGACCUCGACGUUCUUCCCAGGUUGGUUGCCGACACUCCCAGGGCCCGACACCACUCCCAAGCUACGACACAGAAACAGGCAUAACGGCAUCAGUUUGCUCAUCAUUGCCCAGGCAGCACAAGCACAUCUGAACGAGAGCAUAUCGUUUGCUGCACUUGCGGCGACUGUACUGGAGACCGCACCAUACGGGAAGCCAUGCGGAGGACGGAGCACACGGGAGCAUACGCGUGAGUCCGCACGAGAGACCAUGCGGAUUACCAAGAAGGAGACCCCUUUGGAGACCAUGCGCGAUUCUCCUGUUUCAGCCACGGCGGUUCGUCCGGUCCUGUUUCAAUCGCGGCGGCUCAUUUGGGGCCCACGGGCUGUGUGGACAGUUGUGGGCAGGGGAUCCGCGGCGAUCCAGGAGCGGACCCCGGGGAGCUGCCACCCGUGGGAUCCUGCCGCCCUGCCAGCGAAGGUGUGCUGGAGUUUCGUCUCCGCCAUUCGUUCUCCCAGCCCCGCCGCUUUGGCUCGUCCUCCUCGUUUGUCCACCGCCGAACCUCUCUCUCUCUCUCUCUGUCCGCUUUCGUACACAGGCACGUCGCAGGCAAUCCUUUAUGGCAAUCCUCUCUCUGUCCGCUUUCUCCGAGGUGGCCCGCGUCAGCACCUUCGCGCGUUGUGCCAGAUCGCACGGGGCGCGUGCCCGCUGCGCCCUGCCGCAGCCCGCGGCCGGAACGUCGGCAGCGGCCUCGAGCGCACAAGUCAGCAACGGGCCAGUCAUUGUCGAGCGUUGUCUCGCCAGUCUUCGACUUCGAUCGCGUGACGGGCCCAAUGCCAUCACCGUAUCGAAUCACCACCCUCGCUCCUCUAACUACUGUGCUUCUCCCUUCACUGCGCUGCCUCUCGCGCCUUUGCCGUGCGCCCUCGUGUCAGGGGUUCCCUUGUGCUCGGCCCAGCGUUCUCGGCGCCUUCCCGGGAACGCACCUCAAGGCGAACUCGCUGACGCCUCCGUUUGAUCGUUGCCGCGGUGCAGGGCUUCCUGUGUCAACGCUCCCCGUGCUCGGCACACUCUGACGAUUCAAGUAUUGGACUUAUAAGUUUUACUAUUUGCAUCGCCAAUUGAUUGAAAUCAGUAGACCAUCCCAGCUCAGAUGUUCUAUAAAUCGAGCACGCUGAACUAUAGAGAGCGUGCCAGAAAGCCCCAACGGCGGGAGACUGGCAAGGCACAGAGUUGCACCCCAAUGGCAACUGAUAGACUAAGUGGUGGAUGAGGCUGUCCACACGGACGUGCCGCGUGGAGGCGGCUGGCCAGCGAAGGCAGCGCGGGCUAGCAACGGCUCCCGGGAGGGAGGGAGCGGCCGACAAGACCGGGCGGCACGUCAGUGGCCCACCCCCGCGUGCAACCGGCGCAAGUGCCAAUUCUUCGCACAAGAGCGGCCACCCCGGCGCACUCCGUGCCACGUCCCGCGGAGAGGAGGAGGAGGAGGAGGAGGAGGAGGAGGAGGA
Messenger RNA from Prorocentrum cordatum, 4817 nucleotides. NCBI's taxonomy places the organism in Eukaryota, Dinophyceae, Prorocentrales, Prorocentraceae. The record is from the annotation of a GenBank genome assembly.